GGACGAUCGUCACUUCCUCUUUCUCUCUCUUCCUCCGAGACCGCCACCAUGUCUCUUGUUAUCCCGGAGAAGUUCCAGCACAUUCUUCGUGUUCUGAACACGAAUAUCGAUGGACGCAGGAAGAUUGCCUUUGCGAUCACUGCUAUUAAGGGUGUAGGACGUCGUUAUGCACAUGUGGUUCUUCGUAAAGCCGACAUCGAUCUGACAAAAAGAGCUGGAGAACUCACAGAAGAUGAGGUUGAACGCGUAGUCACAAUUAUGCAGAAUCCUCGUCAGUACAAGAUCCCAGACUGGUUCCUCAACAGGCAAAAAGACAUCAAGGAUGGCAAAUACAGCCAGGUUUUGGCUAACGGUCUGGACAACAAACUCCGUGAAGAUCUGGAGCGGCUCAAGAAGAUAAAGGCGCACAGAGGCCUGCGUCACUUCUGGGGCUUGCGUGUCAGAGGUCAGCAUACAAAGACCACUGGACGUCGUGGACGCACAGUUGGUGUGUCCAAGAAGAAGUAAUCUGUUCAGCUAUGGUGUUUGUCAAUAAAGUUCUGUAAAAAAAUAAA
This is a messenger RNA of Bombina bombina (fire-bellied toad), 554 nucleotides long. It is a transcript of the gene RPS18, whose product is annotated as ribosomal protein S18. Gene Ontology annotation, biological process: translation. The record is from RefSeq and is a predicted model, not a curated record. Gene Ontology annotation, cellular component: cytosol; ribosome; small ribosomal subunit. Bases 49 to 507 code for a protein of 152 amino acids. The transcript has 6 exons. Gene Ontology annotation, molecular function: structural constituent of ribosome; RNA binding. Lineage: Eukaryota; Metazoa; Chordata; Amphibia; Anura; Bombinatoridae.